Molecule: messenger RNA, 841 nt
Organism: Calypte anna (Anna's hummingbird)
Lineage: Eukaryota; Metazoa; Chordata; Aves; Apodiformes; Trochilidae
Product: vitamin K-dependent protein C
Exons: 9
Coding region: 98-841 (247 amino acids)
Biological process (GO): proteolysis
Cellular component (GO): extracellular region
Molecular function (GO): serine-type endopeptidase activity; calcium ion binding
Source: RefSeq, a predicted model, not a curated record
UCCUGGGGAGACUCAUCUUUUCCCAGCACCUGGUGGCACUUUCUCCCAUGAAGGGUCCCAAAGGACACAUAGUUGCACAGGUGACUCCUGCUGCAAUAUGUGGAAGCUCCUCACCGUAGGGAUGCUGCUGGCUGCCAGCUCCUUGCCAGUCUGUAGUACCUCAAUAUUUUACAGCAACAAAGAUGCAAACCAAGUCCUGAAAAUACAGAAACGGGCAAACUCUUUCCUAGAGGAGGUCAAACCUGGCUCUCUGGAGCGUGAGUGCAUUGAAGAGCAAUGUGACUUUGAGGAGGCCAGUGAGAUAUUUGAAACCAAGGAGGCAACACUAAAUUUUUGGAGCAAGUACGUAGAUGGAGAUCAGUGUGACCCACAGCCUUGUUCCAAUGGGAUCUGCAAGGACAACAUUGGGACAUUUUCAUGCAUCUGUAACAAAGGCUGGGAGGGGGUUUUGUGCAAUUAUGAGGUCAAAUACACCAACUGUUCUGUCAAUAAUGGAGGGUGUGAACAUUUCUGCAAGGAUGACCCUGCCAACCAGGGCCGCUCGUGCAGCUGUGCUUCUGGCUACCAGUUGAUGAAUGACCAUACCAUGUGCAAGCCUGUAGUGGAGUUCCCCUGUGGAAGAGUGAAAACGGACUACGUUGACACCAUAGAAGGGUUGAAUAUUCGGCUCAUUGAGGGGAAAACAGGAAGAAGAGGAGGCAGUCCUUGGCAGGUGAUGCUGCAAAGUAGGAAAGGGAAAUUUCUGUGUGGGGGUGUUCUCAUCCAUCCAUCUUGGGUCCUAACGGCAGCACACUGCACUGAGACAGAAGAGGGGCUCAAAGUAAGAGUUGUAUGGAAGUGA